AUGGGAGCCAAGUUCACCAUCUGCUGCUGUCAGUACUAUUUGAAACACAACAGCGAGGAGAAGAAUGCUAUUUUGCGUAUGAGCAAAACCACAACCUCCAGACAGCCAGUGUUAUCCAGUGAGUCCAGCGACAGUGACAGAGAAGAGGAGAGCAUUUUCGGUCCAUGGCCUUCGAGGAGGCGAGCUGUGGAUCCGCAGGCCAAGAAAAGCAGACCCUGUGACUCUCCCAUCAGGAGAGGAUCGGACAGAGAGCUACAGGCUUUUAUCAGCAUGAGAGACCAGGCUGACAAGGCUACGGAGGAGUGGGAGAAGCUGAAUUAUGACAUAUACACUUUACGUUACGCCAGACGAGAAGUCAGAUCUCGAUGGAAGAAAAUUCUCCUGCAGCUAGGUUAUCAGUGUGAGGUGGAUGCCUUGCUGUGUGUGAACAAACAGAACUGGUUCAGUAGAGAUCAGGAGCGACUUAACAAAGCAAAUGAACUGUUGAGACAGCUGCUGGACCAAACCUCCCUGUUUCCUCCAGAAACUGAACACCAGAGCAAAUACCUCUGUGUCAUGGACCGCCUGGUGUCACUGGACAGUGCUGAGGACUUUAUAAGACUGGCUGAAAGAAAAUAUCCCAAGAAAGUAGGCUGA
Anoplopoma fimbria (sablefish) is the source of this 636-nucleotide messenger RNA. RefSeq names its product melanoregulin-like. The coding region runs from base 1 to 636 and encodes 211 amino acids. Gene Ontology annotation, cellular component: melanosome. The transcript has 5 exons. Lineage: Eukaryota; Metazoa; Chordata; Actinopteri; Perciformes; Anoplopomatidae. The record is from RefSeq and is a predicted model, not a curated record. Gene Ontology annotation, biological process: melanosome transport; melanocyte differentiation.